GAAGAAGAAGAAGAAGAAGAAGAAGAGGUUUGUUUUGAACCGAAAAGAAGCAAGUGAUGGAGUUUCCUGAAGAUUUCAACCAGCUUGAGCUUCUGAACACACAUGGACAUCUGAUCCCCCGAGGAGCCAGCAGCCUGUGGACCGAAAGCAAGGACGAGGAGGACGAGGUGGAUGAAGAGGAGAGGUACAACAGUGAGGAGUGGUAUCUAGAAAAAGAAGAAAGUCUCAAACACCUACCAAAGGUGCUCAUUCUGUGGGCUGCAGAAAACAAUCGCGUUUCCACAAUCCGAAGGGUGGUAACUGCUGAUCCGUUGGUGGUGCACAGCUGUGAUGAGGAUGGAUACACUCCCCUGCACCGAGCAGCGUACAGCGGCCAUGUUGACGCUGUCUCUGCUUUAAUCGCCGCGGGGUCAAAGGUGAACCCUCGCACCCACGACGGCUGGACGCCCCUCCAUAGCGCCUGCCGCUGGAGCCGCGUCAAAGUGGCAAGUUUUCUCCUGAAACAUGGAGCCGAACUGAACGCCCAGACCAACGGGGGGCUCACCGCGCUCCACCUGGCCGCCUCCGACACCACCCCCCUCAUGACAGACUCCCCCAACACGUUGGAGCUCCUGCUAUCUCAGCUACACCUGAGGCCGGAGCUCCGCAGCGGCAGCGGGGAGACGGCCAGGGAGAUAUCCCAACGUACCAGCCCACACCACGUCCUGUUUGAGAUGGUGGAAGACUGCGUCAAUGUGGCACCGCUCUCAUGAAUGAAAUAAAACACGGGGGCAGAUAUUUAAACCCUCACAUUGUUAGCUAAAUGUACACAAGAUUCAUGAGAGUUUUCACAAUUGUACCCACAUUACUUGAUGUUUUUGAUACAUGAAAGGUGUCAUAUUAUGAGUAUAUAUUGAUGUAAACAUGCUUUCCCAUGUUCAUUCAUGUUUUUGGUGAAGCAUAAUAAAUGAAUGUGUCUUUUUAAUGUUGUAAUACUGUCUAUGUACACUUGACCUCAAAAGCACUUAGGCUUUCACACAUAAUAAUGAAGGUUAUAUUAUUUGUGUCAAUGAAUGCUCACAUUGUUGGAAUUACACUUAAUUAAGGGAUUUAAUUCAAAUAAAAGUUUUCAGAGGAAAAUCUUUUUUUUUCCUGCACAAAUCCUUACCUGAACUGAGGUUACUAAGAAACAAGCUGCUUGAAAUGUUAAAGGAAUAGUUCAGAAGUGUUGAGGUAAAUGUGCUGCUGUUGUCCCCGUCAACAGCAGCACAUUGUUUGCUCCUGUGUUGGUAACUGAGCUGGAGGUGACACACAGACUAUGGAUAAAUUCAUACAACCCCACAUGUAGAAUAAUCUGAAUUUCCUCCUUUAAUCAAUUCAAUUGUUUGGUUUGAAUGAACAUUGAAAAUGGUGAUGAACGCCAAUCCCAGCAUUCCUAGGUGUCUUAAGUGACACAUUUACAAAAACUAUAAAAAAAUAAAACAAUCUUAUAGAAACAAUACAUUGAGCGGCUCAGUCUGUAGGGACUUGGUCUUGGAACCAAAGGGUCGCUGGUUCACGUCCCGAUUGGACCAAAAAACAUAAUAUGGAGUGAGCUGGUAGCUGGAGAGGUGCCAGUUCACCUCCAAGGCCACGGCCGAGGUGCCCUUGAGCAAGGCACCUAACCUCAAAACUGCUCCAUUGGUGCCGGGUACCUGGCAGCCUCUCUGCUCUGCCACUUCUCCUAUCUGCAUGUGGUUGUGUGUGUGCAUGUAUAUCCUUUGUGUUUCUGCAUGUAUAUCCUGUGUGUGUAAUGUGUGUAAACACAACAGAGUGGGGAAAUACAUUUCCCUGUAAUGGAUGAAUAAAGUAUAUCUUCUUCUUCUUCAUUGUCAUUUAUGUAUUAAUAAACACAUUUAAUAAGAUUUUUGUAUGCAAACUUCUUGAUGUGUAAAUUAACCUAAGCUCUCAAAUAAAUGUAAUGAUGUUUCCCUUUGAAAUAUAAGCAGCAGAAAGUAACAUGAGAGGAAAAGUCUUAAAUGUGUUUAUUAUCACAGGACUGUGUCCUUCCAUCACAGAUCUUUAAUGGCCUGAGAAAAACUGCUUGAAAUGUUUUCUAUUUUAAUAUAUAAUUUAUUUGGACUCAUGGUGAACGCAUUACUAUAGCAUUAACACUGACUCUUGUCCUUAUAAGAAAAUGUUGAUGUCAACCGAAUUAUGGUAAUAAUCAGUGUUUUAUUGCAAUUAGAGAGUGCCUAAAGUGAAAAAUGCCAUUCGUUCAUCUAAUUUUACCUACAAGAAAACAUGCAAAGUGUCUGUAAACUUCUUGGCUUGAAACUGAUCUUCAUAACUCAACCCAUACGCAGAAUAUUUGUCAGGGUUACAUUUGCAUUUAAUCAGAAUCAGGUUUGAUGCCAAGGUGUGUUUUUUUGCAUGUUUGGUUCUAAACUAAUCACAAAACAACUGCACCAGUGAUGUAACAUAAAUACAAUGGGACAAUUCAGAAUACAAAUAUGAAAUACAUACUGAAUAUCUGUUUUAACAAUGAAGAGCAUGGUGUUGUAAAACAGUAUUUAGUUUAGAGGACAUGUGCAAUUAUGUACAGAAACAAUAGUCACACGCUGAGUGUUAAUGUGAUGUCUCUGAGGCGGGAUGUGAAACACAAUUAGUUUGGUUCAUCAGGCUGCAUCACUUGAAGCCAAUAUAUUUCUUCAUAUUUUGUAUGUUGUUGCAAGAAUAAAGCUGCCAUGCAAUGCAAA
Molecule: messenger RNA, 2717 nt
Organism: Gymnodraco acuticeps
Lineage: Eukaryota; Metazoa; Chordata; Actinopteri; Perciformes; Bathydraconidae
Gene: ankrd49
Product: ankyrin repeat domain 49
Exons: 3
Coding region: 57-752 (231 amino acids)
Molecular function (GO): protein binding
Source: RefSeq, a predicted model, not a curated record